AUGGAUAUCAUAUUAAAACCUGUAAUAGACAGUUAUCCUAAAUAUUAUAUUGAAAAACAGAAAAGCCCUAGUUAUGUGGAAAUGUACACAAAAACUAAUAGAGAUAUCGUGCUGGUUUGUAACAAGGCCAAACAAACCACCUACAUAUCGGAAAAUGCGAUUAAAGACAAUCGAAAUGAGGCAGAAGAACUAGAGCUAACAGGAUCUCCGCUUAAGCUAGACCUUAGUCUACACACAGUACUAGAUGACACCAUGAUGACUGAUGAGCCUCAACUGUGGAGCAAGGAGGAAGGUACUCAUAGCCCAAUUAGUCUGGAUAUAGCUAGACAAAUUGCAAAUCUGUACAACAAGAACCGAGACCAAGUGACUACUGAAGAUGCUGUACCUCUUUGGAUAUUAACCAAUCCAGAAGAAGAUAACAAACCUUUAUUAGUAACUGUGCAAUCUGAUAGUACGCACUUUGCAAGAGGAAUAGUAACAUAUGAGGGUAAUAUGAAUCAGGAUGAUGUUGAUCUAGAUCUGUUAGUCGAAGAAUAUGCUAAGUUAGAGGGGUUGAGUGCGGAUUUGAUUACAACUUUAGUUGACUGCAAGUACUUAGUCUCCGGUAUAUCAUAUGCUUCAUAUAAUACUGAUGAGUUGGUCAAUGCUCCUCAUGGCGGUGUCACAGAAUUAAGAUGUGAAUGGUCAGGGAAAACUCUGCACACACCUUACAUCAGUUGCAAAGUUAAUUUUGAGCAAGAGAUCAUAGUUGGUCACUUAGCAAGUCCAUGUAACGCCAUCUGGCGUUCUGUGUGUGCACUACACAAUAUGAACCAGCUUCUAGUCGACAUGACUGCUGCGGGAUAUUCGUCUGUCAAUCUAGAAACAGCUUCAAUCAGAAACAACAUCCCAGGCGCAAGACGCUACAGCAACUCGAAACGUGUCAAUGAACUUUUGAACGAGACUGAGACAUAUGCGUAUACCGCGGAAUGUCCCGCCGGUGGAUGCAUUUGUGUGACGGAAGACACUACUACACUAGGUCAAUGUCUCAAUGAUAUGAACACUAUUGGGUCCUCUAACGAUUUUACUUAUAAACUCUGGGAUAUAUUGAGAGAUUGUGAGACAGCUGAGGAAUUAAUAACAUUACUGAUCCAAGCUCUUAAGUUUAUAUCUUCAGGAAAAAUAAGACCAUUCAUUGACGCCAACAACAAAACGUAUCUUUCGAAGCUUGUCCUCAAAUUAUCACGAGGGCACUCUCAAGCUGCAAAAGUAUUGAAGAAUCUUCGGUCCAGUCCACCACAAGCGUUAUCAUUGGUCGCUCAAGUUGGUACUGAGAAGACUAUGUGGGAAUAUACACGAGUCAUGUCUUUGUUAGAACAUUCCUUCUUCAUAGCCGGUAUUUGGAACAGUGAUGCAAGAACACACGAGUCAAUAGAACAAAUAAAUCAAACUAUUCAGGAUAUGACAAUGAGUGGAGGUGAUUUCCAACUGAAUCCUUUCGAGAGUUUCACCUCAGCUGAACAUUCUAUACGCUUGGAUUGUGAAUCGUUCUAUGAAGAAGACGCAAAUGAACUUACCGUGGAUGACUUCGCUUCUUUAAAGAAACACGGACUUGUGGCUGAGAAGAAAGAUGUUAAUGAGGUACCAUUAAUCACUGAUGAAAUCGACAUAAGUCCGUGGAAGAAUUUGUUAAUGAAAUUCGCGCAAGUCCAUGUAUGUUUAGAACAUCUACAUCGCGCCGAGAGCUGCCUAAGAGCUGACUUCGCCAGUCUAAAACCUAUAGCGUCCAGACUGUUAGAACACUAUGUGUCAGACAAGUCGCCAAUAAGAACUGUGGGGCAGUUGAUGAGCGAUCCAAUACAGAAAAUUAGUAUGCCUAUCGCUAAUAAUAUCGUGCAGGACCAUUUAAAGAAGCCGGCCUUCUGGUAUCGAGUUGAAAUGACAAAGAAAGAAAAUGCAGCAAACAAAGGCAUACAAAGGGAAUCGAAGAUGGUCUACGUGUUCUCCCAGCAACCUGUUUUCCCACCUUCUGUUUGGCAGAGUAUAGAUCCUCCUACAGAAGAGGUGGCAGAAGUAACUACAAUAGCUGAAGAAUUAAAGUAUCACGUCACCAAAUACACGUUUAUAAGCAACAAACUAGUAAAUAAACUACCAUUAUAA
Molecule: messenger RNA, 2139 nt
Organism: Spodoptera exigua (beet armyworm)
Lineage: Eukaryota; Metazoa; Arthropoda; Insecta; Lepidoptera; Noctuidae
Source: the annotation of a GenBank genome assembly